ACGGAAGUUAUGUCAUAUGUCUGUUAAUAACCCCCAUGUCCACGUCAUCCCUCACGAAAGGCGGAAUGAACGUGCAUGCUUGAUUUUUCUACCAUCCAAAGCAUAUAUUACCUUUAUAUUUCCAUAACAUCGAUUGCCGUGCGCUACCAACAUGGCCCUUGACAGCAAUGUCUCACCAAAAACACUUCAGAGUAUACCUGAAGUAGAUGCUGCCAAAUGCAGGUUACCUGAGAAAAAUCCGCUGGAUAUGUCAUUACAGAGAGAACAAGAUGACGCAGCCAUUGUAUAUGCAGCUAUGGACAUAAAUAAAGCCUCGGAAGUUGUUACCUAUAUGAGGAGCUUGAAAGUGAUUACGGGAGAAAGCCCACGAAUAAGCUUAUACGAUAUGGAAAAAUUUGAAGGAUCACUUAUUGAAGCGCCAGCAAAGCUGUUAGAGAGUUGUAGAAUUAUUUUCAUUUUAUUAACUGUUAACUUCGAACAUGAUAAACACUGCAUAUAUGUGCUUCACGAAACGCUGGCAGAUACCAGGUUAGAGAGAAACUCUUCCGAUCCGAAGAAAUAUUGUGUGCGACCCCUCCAUACUCAGCCAGAGAACCGCCGAAAAUAUAAGACACCGUGCGGUCUUAAGUCAAUUCGUGGGUUUGACGUCCACGAUUUAGACAACGAACAUUGUAGGAAAAAGCUUCUUCAUUUGUUCAAUUUUAACAGAGGUCACCGAGAAACAGGACACUGCCAUGACCAACAGGAAGAUCUGAGCAAGUUCUGCAAAGAAGACAAAAGCGACUUGGGCCUUGCCGAAACCAGUCUAGUGAAUGACUAUGCAACUAUGGGACCUUCAAGCUCGAGUCCACAUACUCGUGCCAUGACAAAUGGUUUCAGCCCACCUCAUAAGGACAUAAGACGGCAAGGCAAUGGAAUGACGUUGAGAGAUGAAACGUCAGAUGGUGACUUCUCUGACGGAUCGUACAGUAUGGAAGCUCGCCAUGGAAGUAGAUCGUUAAAGCCAGGGGAGUAUAGCUGCAUCAAUGAACCUUUAGAGCAUCUUACUCGAAAAAUACAAUACGAGGCUCCAUUUGUUAACACAGAAUCCAACCAACGCCUUAAUCUUUCUGAUAGUAUGGGAAGUCUGACUAUGGAUGGAAAAAGGUCAGGCUUUGAUAAAGGCAUUGAAACAAUCGCUGAUUCUCACAAUACGGGUGAUCCGGUAGAUGGAGCUGUCGAUGACCCUGCUCAAACACACGUGACGAGGGGAAGUCCCUCUGUGGAUGAACCAGAUCACAGCGAAAACAGUACUGACAAACGUCACAAUCAUCCGAAAACAGGAGCUGACAUAGUCCCAGUAGAGCCGUGUGUUUGUUCACCCUCUAGAGAGCCUGGAGAAAACGUCAUUGAUACUUCUAAUGCUCCAAAACCAGAUAAGGAGAUAACGGGAACGUCAUUGCCCGUGGACUCGGAAGACUUCGAACCUGUAGACUCUUCCGUCAGUACAAAUUUUACUGACAUGGCGAAGGAAGUUCAGCAGAGCACCUUCACUGAAACACAUGAUCAAAAGAUUCAAAGAUGCUCACAUCUUGGAUCUGCAUCACCAUUCCAAAAGGAAGACUCCGCUCAUGACUUGGGAUCAAACAAGGAUGGCCAGCUGUUGUCAGCUUUGGUCGACGCGUCUGAUAUUACCAAAGGGACAGACCGGAAGUUGGAGGUUGAGGAGACAUCUAAAGAGUUCCCAAGUGACUCAUACAGUGCAAAUAUUACUGAUAAACAGGGUGACGCCAUAACAGAGCCAGUGAUGAAGACAUGCGGACCAGGUUAUCAGCCAGCUCCACUGUGUUCAUACCCAUCUAGUGAAGAUAGAUCUUUGUUCGAGCCUCAAAGGAUAAAAGGUGACGACAAUAAUACUCUCAAGACACCUACUCAAGAAGAAGUGAUGGAAAACCGUACAUUACAUGCUGAUGACGUCCCAGUAUCACCGAAUCAAAUAGUGCCAGCUGGACAGUCAGGUGGAACCCCAAGUUCAGCGACGUAUGUCUUCAUCAAUGACUGCUCUAACAUUGAGCUUAGCGGAGACGUUCAUCUGGUCAAUGAUAGUGUCAAUACAAAGACUGAAGGAAGUAACAUGGGCAGGGAAAAUCGACAGCCAAAAACAAAGAAAAGACAUGGCAGUUUGGCCCUGAUGCCCAGGAAUCAUGAAACAAGUUCAGGUAGCACAUGUAGUUCCAAAUCAAGUCCAUCUUCCAGCCUUGAGAAGAGCAGUACGGAGAUGUUAUCAAAAACGCAAGCAGCUUCAGUUUGUAAGGUGGCUCCACAAUCAGGACUUGGCAGAUCUAAAGGGGAUGCUCAAGAAGGAUCAAGAUGUCUAAGCGAUGUCAUUGAAGAUGCUAGAGGUCAGCCAGUAGUGGAGUCAAGUGGAAAGAAGAAAAAGAACCAGAUUUCAGAUUCAUGUUCAGCACAGAAUGGCAGUGAAGUUGAUUGUGCAGACAAGUUAAACUUAUCCAAGGAUGAGAGGAAGAAGAAAUCAAAAAGAAAAAUAAUAUGCUUCCCAUUUCCCAGAUGUGGGAACAAGAAGAAAUAGUGCCAAAGUUGGUGUCACUAGUGUGCACUAGUUUAAACAAAUGUCAAUGAAUUCCUUUCAAAGUAGAUUCCCGGGGAAGAAUAUAGGUGCCCAGCAGCCUAUUGUGACUAAAUGGAUCAUGUUGUCAGGGUCGAUAUGAUUCAGUGCAUGUUGACCAUCGUCACCUAUGGUAUGGAUUAAUGCUCAGUUUCAGUCACUGGAUUGUCUUGUCCAGACUCAGAUAUGGAUUUACAAAUAGCUGGAACAUUGCUGCGGUCUGAUUCUCACAGCGAAAAAGAACGUCCGAAGCAGUUGAAGUUAUUUUCAUGCUACUGAAGGGAUGUCAUGUUUUUUGCACAUGUUUUUGUUUGUUUGUUGUUUAAUGUAGCAUUUGGCAAUAUUCCAGCUUUGUUGUCGUGAUCUGAAAUAAUCAAGUCUCUGCU
Messenger RNA from Haliotis rubra (blacklip abalone), 2991 nucleotides. RefSeq lists its product as uncharacterized. The record is from RefSeq and is a predicted model, not a curated record. Lineage: Eukaryota; Metazoa; Mollusca; Gastropoda; Lepetellida; Haliotidae. Bases 152 to 2569 code for a protein of 805 amino acids. The transcript is spliced from 7 exons.